Molecule: messenger RNA, 1088 nt
Organism: Aspergillus aculeatus ATCC 16872
Lineage: Eukaryota; Fungi; Ascomycota; Eurotiomycetes; Eurotiales; Aspergillaceae
Product: Mth938-like domain-containing protein
Exons: 2
Coding region: 125-841 (238 amino acids)
Biological process (GO): mitochondrial respiratory chain complex I assembly
Cellular component (GO): mitochondrial inner membrane
Source: RefSeq, a predicted model, not a curated record
GGAAUCUGUGCUCUAAGGUUGAUUCUCUCAACAGUAUCAAACCAGGAAUACUUACAGACCUGGUUCAUCAUCAUCAUCAUCAUCAACAUCACCCACCGCGAGUCCUAGCAGAAGCUCCACCACUAUGCACAGCCCAUCACCCCAGCUUCUGCGCGCCUUGCGUACUUCCAUCUUCGCUGACCGCAGCGUCAAUCUCUGUGCCCAGCUCACAUCCCGAUCUCGCUCGCCUUUCUCUCGGAUUGGCCUCUCGGCCUCAUCUCCGCGGUACAACAGCAACAAUGCCCGCCCUACCCGCAUGAUUCCUCGCGCCCACAGCGCAAAGCCCUCAAGUCACGACCGCGGCCCUCAGUCGACGGAGGACACGCAAACGGACUUCGCCGCCCUCAAUGUCCUCGGCAACAUCCCCGCGCCGACCACUGCGAUCGAUGCCACACUGGACACUGGGUUCCACCUCAACAACGGGGUGAAGAUCACCGGUGGCGACGGCGUGAUGCUUGUGGGCGGAGAGGCGUUCCCGUGGCGUCCGUGGCAGGUAGCCGCCGGGGGUCAUCGGGAUGCUAUGCUCAACAAGAAGAGUCAAUUCGAGCUUGACGAGCAGGCCUGGGGUGUAUUGGAUCUGGUGUGGCCUCGUCCUGAUCUUCUCAUUCUUGGCAUGGGUGAAUAUGUUUUCCCUCUAUCGCCGGAAACGAAGAGAUAUCUCAAUUCCCUGGGCGUGCGGGUUGAAGUGGCCGACACUCGCAAUGCGGCUGCACAGUUCAAUCUGCUUGCUACUGAGAGAGGAGUGUCGGAGAUCGCUGCGGCGAUGAUUCCGAUCGGAUGGAAGGGGAAUAUCAGAAGAUAGAUUACUGUUUAUUGCAUAUCACUUUGUGGUGAGUUGUUCAUGGUGGAUGGUCUGGUACACUCAAGACCUCGGAUGCGGAGGUUGAUAGCUGUAAAUUACGAGGUUGGGGAAACAGUAUCCUGUGUGAGAGGGUACUAGCACGCCAUGGAGAGAACCUCCACUACGGGCUUGUUUUUUUUUGUUUCUCUUUUCUCUACUCUUAUUUUUUUUUCUUCUGUGUUAAUGUAUGUAUAUUAUGCCAAAAAAA